AAGAGGAUGAACAAAUGUAGAUUUAAGUAUUGCAAAGGGGACAACCAAAGCUAGCUAUUGCAUCUCUGUACACCCCAGACCAGUUACUCAUGGCGCUACCUUGUGGUAACAGGAGGAGGUGGUCAAGGGCAAUAAAGAUGACCUUGUGCGUGUGCUUUCUCAUACCAAUGGCAGCUGGGAUUAGAAACACUAAUACCAGCUUUGGUCAGAAACAAAAACUCGAUGUUCAACAGCAGUUGAAAUUCCUCAACAAGCCUGCUCUUAAAUCCAUCAAGAGUCCGGAUGGAGAUAUAAUUGAUUGCAUACAUAUCAACAAACAGCCAGCUUUUGAUCAUCCUUUUUUAAAAAAUCAUACAAUUCAGAUGAGACCAAGUUUUCACCCAGAAGGGCUUUCAUUUGAUGAGAGCAAGGACGUCUCUUCAAAGUCCGAGUCCAAAAUUACUCAGCUAUGGCACUUGAAUGGAAGGUGCCCAGAAGGAACCAUACCCAUCAAAAGAACUAAAGAAGAAGAUUUAUUAAGGGCAAGCUCUGUAGCAACUUAUGGAAGGAAAAAACACCCUCAGUUUAACACUAAAGUCACCGUUAAAGGUGAUGGCCGUGAGCAUGCAUUAGUUUAUGUGGAAGGAGGUAAGUAUCGUGGAGCUAAGGCAACCAUAAACGCAUGGAAACCCGAAGUCCAGCAACUUGACGAGUUCAGCUCGUCUCAAAUCUUGAUCCUAGGUGAUGUUUCUGGUGUAGGUAUUAAUGCCAUUGAAGCUGGCUGGCAGGUCAACUAUGAACUAUAUGGAGAUACCAACACUAGACUCUACAUUUUUUGGACUAAUACUAAUGCAAAUCAAGCCACCGGUUGCUACAAUCUGUUGUGCUCUGGCUUUGUUCAAACCAACAACCGAAUUGGGCUGGGUGGAACCAUUGUGCCUCUUUCCGACUAUGCUGGUUCCCAAUAUGAACUCAAGUUCCUAGUCUGGAAGGACCCAAAAGGAGGAGAUUGGUGGCUGCAAGUUGGGGAUAAAUAUCUAUUGGGAUAUUGGCCAGCCUCCCUAUUCUCGUCCCUGUUUGACAGCGCUUCGGAAAUCCAUUGGGGAGGAGAGGUGAUAAACUCGCAGCAAGGUGGUGAGCACACCUCAACACAAAUGGGAAGUGGUCAUUUCCCUGAUGAAGGGUACAGCAGGGCUAGUUUUUUCAAAAAUUUCCAAUUUGUUGAUAGUUCAAACAUUCUCAGGGUUCCCAAAAAUAGUUCCACUUUGGUUGAGAAACCCAAUUGCUAUAAUGUCAUAAAUUUGGGAAGCCUCUUUUAUUAUGGUGGACCUGGUAGAUCUACCACGACCCCCAAUUGUCUAUGAUCAUUUCCUUCCUCUUCAUGUCACACCAAA
This is a messenger RNA of Quercus robur (English oak), 1373 nucleotides long. RefSeq lists its product as uncharacterized. The record is from RefSeq and is a predicted model, not a curated record. Lineage: Eukaryota; Viridiplantae; Streptophyta; Magnoliopsida; Fagales; Fagaceae. The transcript has 7 exons. Bases 90 to 1343 code for a protein of 417 amino acids.